UUGCUCACACAACACGCGCAUUCCGUCGGAAAAAUUCGAAAAAAGCACUAAUACAAAAUAGUUUAAAAUAAAAUGGCAGCCAUACGUCCUUUAAGCGCUGAAUUGCAGAAAAUCGCCAUUGAAGAGCUGAACGAGGUGCCCGAACGUGUGCCACAGGAUAUAGCGGCAUUACGCGAAUGGAUCGAAAAGCAGUCGCAUUUGCGUGCACGCACCGACGAUCAAUUUUUGGUCAGCUUUUUGCGCGGCUGCAAGUACAGUUUGGAGAAGGCCAAAUCGAAAAUAGAUUACUUCUACACAAUACGCACAAUGUUGCCACAUAUUUUCGUGAAUAAUACACUGGCAGAUCCGAAGAACUUGCUUAUUGCACGAUCAGGCGGCAUUGUUGCAUUGCCAAAAACAUUAGGUGUCGGUGGUCCAGUGAUUGGCUUCUCGCGUUAUAAAAUAAUCGAUGAUUUACCAAUUACCGUUAAGGAUUACUGCAGAUACAUUGCUAUGGUAACGGACAAGACUAUAGUCGGCGCCGAUGCUUACGUUAUAGGCGGUUACAUGGAAAUUGUUGAUGUCGACAAAGUCGGCAUGAGUGCAAUGUCGAAAUUCGAUCCGGUCACAGGCAAACAAUUCAGCACAUAUUGCAUGAAGGGCUCUGCUAUACGCAUUAAGGGUAUACAUAUUAUAAAUGCGCCCAAAGAGGCCUACACCGCACUCAAUAUUAUACGCAAUCUCUUUCCGGCCAACAUAAAAGAGAGGUACUUUAUACACCGCAACAUGGCGGAAUUGUAUAAAUAUGUGCCUAAGCAGUAUUUGCCAAUCGAAUAUGGUGGCUCUAAUGGCUCAUUAACCGAUUUGACUAAUAAACUUGUAGGCGAUUUGCAGGACUUUAAUUACUAUUUUAAAGAGAACGAUAAAUAUGGCGUCGACGAGAAGCUAAGGCAAGGCCAAAGUAAGGAUAUGAACUCAAUAUUCGGUUUAGAGGGCACAUUCCGAAAGCUUGAUAUUGAUUAGA
Messenger RNA from Bactrocera tryoni, 1003 nucleotides. Its product is annotated as alpha-tocopherol transfer protein-like. The record is from RefSeq and is a predicted model, not a curated record. Bases 73 to 1002 code for a protein of 309 amino acids. Gene Ontology annotation, cellular component: membrane. Gene Ontology annotation, molecular function: phosphatidylinositol bisphosphate binding. Lineage: Eukaryota; Metazoa; Arthropoda; Insecta; Diptera; Tephritidae. The transcript is spliced from 3 exons.